This is a messenger RNA of Spinacia oleracea (spinach), 2041 nucleotides long. Its product is annotated as WAT1-related protein At2g37460. Bases 149 to 1180 code for a protein of 343 amino acids. Gene Ontology annotation, molecular function: transmembrane transporter activity. Gene Ontology annotation, cellular component: membrane. NCBI's taxonomy places the organism in Eukaryota, Viridiplantae, Streptophyta, Magnoliopsida, Caryophyllales, Amaranthaceae. The transcript has 7 exons. The record is from RefSeq and is a predicted model, not a curated record.
AUUAUAUUAUUUAUUAUAUACUACGUAUUUUUUAAUAGGAAAAGUGAUUUAACGUAACCAAAAAUAUUACAGAAAUUCCACUAUAUAUACAUAUAUAUAGUAAGUAAGUUGUUUUGUAACAAUAAGCUGCAAAAUUGAAACAAAGAAAAUGGAGGCUACUCGGAGUUUAUACAAUAAAGCAAAGCCAUUUUUGGCUGUAAUAUUUCUCCAAUUUGGUCUUGCAGGAAUGGAUAUCCUCUCCAAGGUUGCACUUAACCGUGGAAUGAGCAACUACGUUCUUGUCGUCUAUCGUCACGCCGUUGCUACUGUUGUUAUCGCCCCGUUUGCUCUUGUUUUCGACAAGAAAGUGAGGCCAAAGAUGACAUUAUCAAUUUUUAUCAAGUUAUUGCUACUAGGUCUACUUGAGCCAGUAAUAGACCAAAACUUGUAUUAUAUGGGAAUGAAGUACACAUCAGCAACAUUUGCAGCGACGAUGGUGAACAUUCUUCCAGGAAUAACGUUUCUAAUGGCAUGGAUAAUGAGGCUUGAAGUGGUGAAGUGUAGAAGCAUUCGUAGUCAAGCAAAGAUAGUAGGAACAAUAGCAACAAUAGGUGGGGCGAUGAUGAUGACACUAAUAAAAGGACCAGUUAUUACAUCUUGGUCAUCGAACAAUGAUAAUGGACAUGGUGAUGGGAUUAAACAACUUGAUAUUAGUGUUCAUGACGCUAUUAAAGGUUCCAUUAUGAUCACUAUUGGUUGCUUUAGUUGGGCUGCUUUUGUCAUUCUUCAGGCUAUAACUUUGAGGACGUACCCGGUGGAGCUAUCUCUUACGGCAUGGAUAUGUUUGCUAGGGACACUAGAGGGUACGGCAGUUGCCCUAGUUAUGGAGAAGGGAAGAUCCUCUGUUUGGGCAAUUGGUUGGGAUGCCAAUUUAUUGGCUGCUGUCUAUAGUGGUAUAUUUUGUUCAGGAUUAUUGUAUUUUAUUCAAGGAGUUGUAAUGAAAGUAAGAGGCCCCGUUUUCGUCACAGCUUUCAGUCCUCUGUGCAUGGUUAUCGUAGCUAUUUUGAGUGCAAUUUUUAUGGCAGAAAAGACCUAUCUUGGAAGGUCAAGUAUUAAGGGACGGCUCGAUAAGGAAAACAGGUCAAGUAUUCCGGGACGGAGGGAGUAUGAGUCAAUUUCUUGGUGUGUCUGUAUACGAUGAUCAAGUUUCCGUUGAGGAAGCCUUGGCCCUUGCCCAACACACUAUUUUUUAAAUUUCUUUUUUUUCGUGUGACAUAAAACACUCUAUUUUCAUAAGUAUCUUAACAACUCAAUUUUCUUGCCAAGUGGACCCUAAUUUGUGUGCUAUUUUGUGUGGGCCAUCUUGAUUCUUGUGUAUUGAGGUCAUUUCUUGUGGGGAACUAAUAAGAAAAUAGUUUGUUGUUCAAUAAAGAUUUUACUUUAAUUUUUGUAAUGUGACUCGAUCAUGAAUUGACUAGGAAAUGGGAGUGGUAAAUACAUGAAGGCAACUAAUUAAUUAAACAUAAAUUUAAUUAAAUUUGCAGGUUACUUGGUGCAAUUGUAAUUGUGGUAGGCUUAUACAUGGUGAUUUGGGGUAAAGGCAAAGAUUAUGACAUUCCUCCACCUCAUGAAGCCCAAAAAAUUGACACACAAAUUCAAUUACAAGAACAAGAGAAGGAUCCCAACAACAAUUUUCAAGGAUUGCAAAUUAAUCGAGAUCAUAUUCAUGUAUAGAGUUAAUUUUUUCGUACUAAUCAACAAAAAUAAUUGAGUAAUUAAAAUAAUAACCAACAUUAUUUUUGAUGAUUGAUGGAGGAGAUGGAGUCCAGUUUCAAUUUUAAAUUACAUAAGUUAUGUACGUAUAUAUGGUGUACAAGUGAUCCUAUGGUGUACAACUUGAUCACUUGUUUGUUGAUUUUAAUUUGUACGUACAUUCUGCUAGUUGAGUUUUAAAAAUGAAACAUGGAUAUAUCGUCUAAUAAUUUCACGUACUCUGUAUUAGAAUACUAACCUUGUGUUAAUGAAAAAUCGACUUUGUUCAUGGAUAGACCAAUAUCUCUCA